This is a messenger RNA of Tupaia belangeri chinensis (Chinese tree shrew), 6698 nucleotides long. It is a transcript of the gene TMTC3, whose product is annotated as transmembrane O-mannosyltransferase targeting cadherins 3. The transcript has 16 exons. Gene Ontology annotation, biological process: protein O-linked glycosylation via mannose. Gene Ontology annotation, molecular function: protein binding; mannosyltransferase activity. Gene Ontology annotation, cellular component: endoplasmic reticulum. Bases 439 to 3189 code for a protein of 916 amino acids. NCBI's taxonomy places the organism in Eukaryota, Metazoa, Chordata, Mammalia, Scandentia, Tupaiidae. The record is from RefSeq and is a predicted model, not a curated record.
UGCAGUGCGGGAGGCUGCGACGGUACCCGGCUGGCAGGGAAAGGUCCGGGAGGCGGUAGGCUGAGGCUGUCGCGCGUCCUCACUGGUGGCCUGAACGAGGUAGAUCGUGACUAUGGCUUUGAUGUUGUCACUCGCCGGACUGCUCUUCCUGAGGUUUCCCUAAGCCAUUUCCAGGUGGAACUGCGUCCAGCAACUCAAGGUGCCUGGUCUAAUGCUUCCAGAGGCUGCCCUUAUUUCUUGACUGUGGCCCCCAGCCAGCAAUUCAUAUCACUCUGACCUCUGCUUUUCUGAGUCUCCUGCCUCCCUUUUUAUUCAUAAGCAUCUUGCUGUUGAAUUAGACCCAUCAACAUAAUCCAGGAUAUUCUCCUGAUCUCAAACUCCUCAAUUUCAUCACACCUCUAAAGUGUCUUGCUGAUAAGUUUUUGUCUACAAGUGCUUAUGGAAAAGAUGACAGACAUCAACCUUAAAGAAAUAACCUUAAUAGUAGGUAUGGUUACUGCCUGUUACUGGAACAGCCUCUUUUGUGGUUUUGUUUUUGAUGAUGUUUCAGCAAUACUGGAUAAUAAAGACCUGCAUCCAUCUACACCUUUAAAAACUUUAUUUCAGAAUGAUUUCUGGGGAACCCCUAUGUCUGAGGAGAGAAGCCACAAGUCUUACCGCCCUUUAACAGUAUUGACGUUUCGCUUAAAUUAUCUGUUUAGUGAACUAAAACCAAUGACAUAUCAUCUCCUAAACAUGAUUUUUCAUGCUGUGGUUAGUGUGGUAUUUCUUAAAGUCUGCAAACUUUUUCUGGACAACAAGAGUAGUUUGAUUGCUUCUUUACUUUUUGCAGUGCAUCCAGUACACACAGAAGCAGUAACAGGAGUUGUAGGAAGAGCAGAACUUUUGUCAUCUAUUUUUUUUCUAGCUGCCUUUUUGUCAUAUACCAAAUCCAAAGGACCCAAUAAUUCCAUAGUGUGGACUUCAAUUGCAUUGACAGUAUUUUUAGUGGCUGUUGCAACAUUGUGUAAAGAACAAGGAAUAACAGUUGUGGGAAUUUGCUGUGUGUAUGAAGUGUUUAUUGCCCAAGGGUAUACCUUGCCAUUAUUAUGUACUACUGCUGGACAGUUUCUCCGUGGAAAGGGUAGUAUUCCAUUUUCUAUGCUGCAGACACUAAUAAAACUCAUUGUCUUGAUGUUCAGUACAUUAUUACUCGUUGUGAUUAGAGUCCAGGUUAUUCAGUCCCAACUUCCAGUGUUCACCAGGUUUGAUAACCCAGCUGCUGUAAGCCCAACUCCAACAAGACAACUAACUUUCAACUACCUCCUUCCUGUGAAUGUUUGGCUUCUACUAAAUCCUUCAGAGCUCUGCUGUGAUUGGACCAUGGGAACAAUACCACUUAUAGAGUCAUUUCUGGAUAUUCGAAACCUUGCCACAUUUACUUUCUUUUGCUUUUUGGGUGCAUUGGGAAUAUUCAGUCUCCGAUAUCCUGGUGAUUCCUCCAAGACUGUUUUAAUGGCACUUUGCUUAAUGGCAUUACCAUUUAUUCCUGCAUCAAAUCUUUUUUUUCCAGUUGGAUUUGUUGUUGCUGAGCGAGUACUAUAUGUUCCUAGUAUGGGAUUCUGUAUUUUGGUAGCCCAUGGAUGGAAGAAAAUAUCAAACAAAAGUGUAUUAAAAAAGCUGUCCUGGGUUUGUCUAUCUAUGGUGAUACUCACUCAUGCCUUAAAAACGCUCCAUAGAAAUUGGGACUGGGAAUCCGAGUAUACACUGUUUAUGUCAGCCUUGAAGGUAAAUAAAAAUAAUGCUAAAUUAUGGAAUAAUGUGGGUCAUGCCUUGGAAAAUGAAAAGAAUUUUGAGAGAGCUUUGAAAUACUUCUUACAGGCUACCCAUGUUCAGCCAGAUGAUAUUGGUGCCCACAUGAAUGUAGGAAGAACUUAUAAAAAUUUAAAUAGAACCAAAGAAGCUGAGGAAUCUUAUAUGAUGGCUAAAUCACUGAUGCCUCAGAUUAUUCCUGGCAAAAAAUAUGCAGCAAGAAUUGCCCCUAACCAUCUAAAUGUUUAUAUCAAUCUGGCCAACCUGAUACGAGCAAAUGAAUCCCGGCUGGAAGAAGCAGAUCAACUGUACCGACAAGCAAUAAGCAUGAGGCCUGACUUCAAGCAGGCUUACAUUAGCAGAGGAGAAUUGCUUUUAAAAAUGAAUAAACCUCUUAAAGCAAAGGAAGCGUAUCUUAAAGCACUAGAGCUGGACAGAAACAAUGCAGAUCUUUGGUAUAAUUUGGCGAUUGUACAUAUUGAACUUAAAGAACCAAAUGAAGCCCUGAAAAACUUUAAUCAUGCUUUAGAACUAAAUCCAAAACACAAGUUAGCAUUAUUCAAUUCUGCUAUACUAAUGCAAGAAUCAGGUGAGGUUAAACUCAGACCUGAAGCCAGAAAAAGACUUCUAAGCUACAUAAAUGAAGAGCCACAAGACGCUAAUGGCUAUUUCAAUUUGGGAAUGCUUGCCAUGGAUGACAAAAAGGACACUGAAGCAGAAAUUUGGAUGAAGAAAGCCAUAAAAUUACAAGCUGACUUCAGAAGUGCUUUGUUCAAUCUAGCUCUCUUGUAUUCUCAGACUGCAAAGGAAUUAAAAGCUUUGCCAAUUUUGGAAGAGUUACUCAGAUACUACCCUGAUCAUAUCAAGGGUCUCAUUUUAAAAGGAGACAUUCUGAUGAAUCAAAAAAAAGAUAUACUUGGCGCAAAAAAAUGUUUUGAAAAGAUUUUGGAGAUGGAUCCAAGCAAUGUGCAAGGCAAACACAAUCUCUGUGUUGUUUAUUUCGAAGAGAAGGACUUACUAAAAGCUGAAAGAUGCCUGGUGGAAACACUGGCAUUAGCACCACAUGAAGAAUAUAUUCAUCGCCAUUUGAGUAUAGUCAGGGAUAAAAUUUCCUCAGCUACUUUUAUAGAACAGCCAAUAUUCCCAGGUGGUAAGACUUCAGGUGUAGAAGGAAACAAAAUUCCAGCUGAAAAUGUAAAGGAAAUCAGAAGUCAAUCCAGACCAACACAGAUAAUAAGUGAUAAUAAAAGUCAGUCUAAAUCCAACAAACAAUUAGGAGAAAAUACAGACAAAGAAACACCCCACAAAACAACUAAAGACAUCAAAGAAAUUGAGAAGAAAAGAGUUGCUGCUUUAAAAAGACUAGAAGAGAUUGAACGUAUUUUAAAUGGUGAAUAGUAUUAUUCUUUAUCAUGUGACAGCAGUAUCAAACAACUUCAAACUAUAUCAUGUGAUUGUACUGGGAGCUUUGAAAAAUAUCAAGGAUAUAGAACAGUCUAUAAUGAGCCGCCUAUACAUAAGAGCAAAAUAAGAUUUUCAUUAAAGACCUGUUUUACCCCAGAUAUGAAAGAGCUUCAGGAAGUACAUGGAAAAAGGAAUUAAAAGUGAGUUUAUUUUUGUGAAAAAAAUUUUAAAUCCAUGCAGUUUUUUUCAUAAUAUACUUUUAUCAAUUAAUUUUUGAAGACAACCCCCCCCCCAUAUAAGAUAUGGCAGUAGUUUUUAAGAGUUUUGGUGAAUAUAGCAGAAUUACUAAAUUACUGUUGACAAAUUUACAACUUGUAUUAUAGAAGAAAGGUUGUUCUGGUAGAAUAAUUUGAGGCCUGAAUGAUAAUCUUUAUGGGCAGCUCCAGCAUGUGUUGGUUUAUUCUGUGGAUCACCAUUUAUCAGCCUACUUAGUUUUUCUUUUCCCUCUUGGAAUCUGGUUAUGGAUUAAAAACACUCAUUGAACACACUAUUUUUUCUUCAGUUAAUUCUUCUUUUUAACCAGGGGAUUUUGCACUACAAAAGACUUUUGGGCUUUUAUGUUGUAUUCUUUGGUUGAUUUUGAGAAGGAAUGCUGGAUGAAACAUUUUAAAGUAAGUUAUAUAACAUGUUAGCUUAAGAAUGUAUUUUCAUAAUUGCAUACUUGUCCUUCACUAAAAUGCAGUUUUUAAGCAGGCAUAGUUUUACAUACAUACACAUAUUUAUAUAUAUGCAUAUGGAUUUUCUAAUGGUGCUCAUAUAUACUGUAUUUUUUUUAACAUAUUGAAAGUGUCAUAGCAUGAGUCACAUAUCAUGACUAUUUUUUUACUUUUACUCUCCAAACUGUUCGUGUUUCUUAGGGUCAUAGCCAUGUUGAGAAGUCCCAGUAACUCUUACUUUAAACUUUUGAAUUAUAACAGAGCAGAUUUCUCUUUUGUCUUAGUGUUAGCUCUCUGGUCUUAUUUGAAUUUUAAUUUUCUGUUUCCAAAGUCACACCUCAAUCAUUCUUAAAUACCUUAUGCCACUAAGUUCAGUUCUGUUUAACUGAAGGCAAAACGAUGUGACAAAGUUUAUUUUUAAACACUAAACUCUUGAUAUCUUGUUAUGAUAUAUAUAUUUAGUAAUACUUAUUUUGACUACUGAGCUUUCAUAAAAUUUUCAAAGCUGUUUUAAUCCCAUCAAAUAUGGAAAACAAAUUACUAUUGUAUUUUCCUAUAUGUGCAUAAUGUUUAUUGCAUCAUUUUUAACCUAUCUUCCAGCUAUAAACAGUAAUUAGCCUAAUAGGAUUAAUAAUUUUAUCUUGGCAAAUUUAAACCUAGAAAAUAUGUUAGCUUAAAAAGCAGAUACAAAUUAAACUUACUAAUUUAAAUCUUUUUUUCCUGACUUAAAACAUUUCAAGUGAGUUUUAUAAUUCCUAAAAAAGUUGGUUUAAUUUAAAAUGUUAAAACUCAGUCUGUCAUCUUGGGAUAGUAACUAAUAUCUAAUUAUAUAGUAUUUCAAAACUUUCUUUCAGUUCCUUUGAGAUAACUAAUUUAUAAUUAUGUGUUUUAAAAACCAUAUUCCUAUAACACUUUUCGAGAAAUGUUUUAUAAAUAGGUCACAAGAAACAAGGUCUGCAUUAAAGCCUCACUCACAACUAGGUUCCCAGAUGAUCUGUCAUAGAUUUUUUUUUUUGGGGGGGGGGGGGGAAUGCAAACACUGAUACCAGUGGGAGUUAAUUUCUGAUUGAGGAGAUUCUGUUAAGCACAAAAGCAAUACCUAAUUUCAGUUCUUAGAUUAUGGCUUUGUGACUCCAAAUAAAAGAUGGAGAAUACCUCAUAUACUAUUACUUGAAAAAUGAAGUCUAUACUAUUCUUGUGUUUUUUUUUUUUCUGUGUCUUGAGAUAAAGUUUAUGAGUGUGAUCUCUUAAUAUUAUAGUAUCAAGUGGAAGAUAGUUCAAAAAAGUAGGAAGAAAUCUUUCCUGACAAUAGACCAUAAUAAAAGUUUGAAUAGUGCUUUAAUAAAGUUGUGUUAACUAUUCAAAUGGUAAAAGGAAUAUAAUAAUGUUAUCCAGUGAUUUUUUUAUAGAAAAAAGAAUUAUCUUCAUAGCACUUAGAACAGUGCCAGUCAUGCAAGAAGUGCUUGUAUAGUUGAAUUUAAAUAAGUUAUUUAAUAUACCCUGAGUAAUUAAUGAUUUAAUAAUUAUUCUCAGUUAGUGGUUCUCAACCCUCACUUCAUGUGAGAAUCAUGGGGGGAGGUUUAAUAUGGGCCCCACCCCAUAACAGUUAAAUCUGCAUGUCUUAGAGGUGGAGCUAUGUUUCAGUUUUUCUAAAAGCUCUCUGAGUGAUUCUUAUUUGUACUAGGAUUAAGGACCACUGCUCUAAAAUAUAAAAUAGAUCAGGAAAAUUUUUUCAUCUCUCCUAUGUUGACAUUUUAAGUUAGUAAUAAAACCCAAUUAGGUUUUGGUUGUUUUAAGUUCCACUAAGGAGUAUGUUCUUCUGACAGCUUGUAUUUAUUCUUCAAAACUUAAGAUCUUGGAAGUUCCAUCAGUUCUGAUAUGUAAGAUUAUUAAUUCUCUUUAAACUCAAGAUAGGAAUUUUAUUUAAACUAUUCAGGUGAGAAAUGGUGAUAGAUUCCCCUCCUCCCCACCCCUGGCUGCCUUUUUGAGCAGAUGGGUAUGAAAGCCCAGUUCACUAAACUGUGGUUCAGAGUUGCAAGCAUCUGUUAAGUAUGGAAAAGCAGUUCUUUUACAUACAGGUUUUUGUUCUGAUGAAUGGAGGGAGUUUUAAUUCUCACUGUUUUACAGGAGUCUCCUACCCAGGAGUUGGAGAAAAGCUUUGACAAUCCCCAAGGGGCAAUGUUAUGUUACUUUACUGUUUCUCAGAGGUUAGAAUUAAGUUUGUUGAAUUGCUCCUGUGUUUACUUAUUAACAUUCAGAAUUUAAAACUUUAUCUUGUAAUUAUUAUAGUGAAUAGUUUUCUGAAGUUGACUUAAAGCGUAAAAUAAUUAAAUAUGUAGUUUUGUUUUCAAUUUUAUGUUUCCUUUAAUGUAAAUAUUUAGUAUAUGAAUUACACAAUUCUAAUAAAACCUUAUGCCUUUUCAUUACAUCUAUUUGAGCUCUCAACUUUGUUAUAGAAUAAUGCUUCUUUAAGAUGCUAUAAUGAAAAUAUUAAGAAAAUGUAUAGAUUUGUAUGUCAGUUUAUACUGCAGAAAUCCAUAUAUUUGUCAUUUUUUAGAAAAAAAACUUCUAAUUGAAUGACUAAAUGGUAUUUAAAAUGAACCCUCCCCCCCCAAAAAAAUCUGGUACCUUUGUCCAAAAUUCGAUCUAUUGGAAGCUGUCAUUAAUCUAUGUUAUAAAGCAUUCUUAAGAAAUAAUUGAGACUUCGAUGCUUUUUAUAUUUCUGUGGUGUCUUUGUACCAUAUUUCUAAAUAUUCAGUAUUAAAUUGGUACUUUUAAAAACCUUAA